CAGCUUUAAAAAAACACGCAAAGAAGCACUAGAAGAAUAUGAUGUUUUCCUCAUAUAUAUGGAUUACAAGAAUAUGGUGUUUUUUCAGCACGAGAUAUUAGUGUGUUUUGUGGUGUAUAAUUAAGCAUGGUUGUUGUCGAAGUUGGUCUUGUAUCAGUCCAUAUCUUGAGUUUCCAAGACAUGACUUAUUUCGCAAUCUCUGCAUGCAUGCUGAUGCAACAUGAGGAAAGUGUUCUAUGUGCAUGAUGUAUCAUGUUGAUGUGUCCCACGCUGUACGCCUAUACAAAGCUAAGUAUUUACUGUUUAGAAAAUUUAGUGUAUCAUUGCACCUUGUUGUUUAUUGGCGAGUUUAUUCCAUACGGAGGAAAGGAAGUUGAGAUUAUCUGAUUGUUAUCAUUUUCUAGUUUUACAAUCAGCGGCAUGCAUAUUCAACUAAGAGUGUAACUAUGCUUUAAUGAUGUCCUAAGGUGUAUGCAUGAUCUCGGAGGGCUGGAAUGCUAUUCCACGCAGCUAGAAAAUACCCAAACUUUAGAACAUCGUCAGUAUAAUACAAUAGUAAUAUCAGUAUAGUAAGUAUCUUCGGUUGAAAAUCUGCGCAAGUGGAAGUUCUCUCAACUGAAAAUAUAGAAGCGACUGGAACGAGAAAUAUAAACAAUGGACUACGUUGGUUUAAUCAUUGGUUUCAUAUUACUCUCGCUUUCAGGAAGGUCUCGUGUGAUAUAAAUGUUCAAGGAAAUAAGCAAUAUCGCUUUUGACUCGUUGUUGUGGUCCUGUUCAUCUCGUUUGAUUAAAUCUCAGAAAGGUCAAGAAAUAUAGUUUUACCUCAGAACAAAUUCAGGAAUACUGUCAUUGAUGCAAAGAUGACGAAUGAUCCGUGUGACUUUGCUAAUACCAAGUUUAAUUUUACACCUACGUUCGACUUCUCGAUAUUUGAAAACUGCACAUUCGACAACAUCUCAGCCUCAGGUGAUCCGAACGUUUCCGGGAACAAGACAGUGAAAACAGUAUUUUUGUUCUUGUUUUAUUGCACAGCUAGCAUUGGUAAUUUUCUACUUCUUGCUGUCAUGUUUAAAGAUCCGUUAAAACGUUUUCGUAAUGCGACUUCAUAUUUCAUUAUCAAUCUUUGUCUGGCCGACAUGUUGUCUGCAGCAGGUGGAAUUACUGACGAAGUCUUCAAGUUGCAUCCACAGAACACGACUGUUCAAAACAUCCCAUUAUGUAUAAAUGCUAUUGGUAUACAAUGUUCCCUACUAGUGAUCAUGCUAUUUUCAUUAGAUCGCUAUAUGGCUAUUGCACGCGCUUAUACCUACAAAAAUAUAACGGAAAAGAAGCAAGUUAUAGUCACGAUACUAAUUCUGCCAUGGUGCUUUUCAGUCAUCGCCCUACCAGUUAUGUAUUUCACAUCAGUUACCAAAGAUGUACAUUGGUUAUUUACGUUAAUUCUUGCUGUUGAUUUUAUUGCGCUGUCAUUGGCCACCGUAACUUUACACCCGUAUACAUAUUGGGUGUUCCUUCGGAGAAUAAAAGAUUUGCGAAAAUCAAGCGCGAAUCAUAGGCAACUGUUGGAAGAAAAUCUAAAGGUGGCCAGAGUUUUGGCAACAACUGUUUUAGUGGUGUCGAUUUGUUGGAUUACUUUCACGAUUCCAUAUUUCGUGGCAUUUUGUUUUCAUGUUUCCAAUUGUGAUAGAUGUUUUUUAAAUGACACCUUUCAAUCAUUUUGGAAAUAUUAUCCAUUAAUAUCAAGCAUUCGAGUAACGUUCAAUAGCGUCGUUUAUGCCUGGCGAUUACCGUUAUAUAGAAAAUCAUUGAAGGUUAUUUUGUCAACGUGUGGGAACCGCAUACCUUGUCAGCAUAUAAAUAUAAUAAGCUGCAGCAAAGGAAGCUUCGACAUGGACAAGGCGUCCAAAAAAACUAAAUCAACUUCGUAUGAAGACAAUUAUAUUGUUGAAAACCAGCAAGCAAAUGAAUGCGUUUAAUAACAAUUAUAAGUUAUAAAUACUAUAAUAUCUCGAUAAUAU
Molecule: messenger RNA, 2018 nt
Organism: Dendronephthya gigantea
Lineage: Eukaryota; Metazoa; Cnidaria; Anthozoa; Malacalcyonacea; Nephtheidae
Product: substance-K receptor-like
Exons: 3
Coding region: 861-1976 (371 amino acids)
Biological process (GO): G protein-coupled receptor signaling pathway
Cellular component (GO): membrane
Molecular function (GO): G protein-coupled receptor activity
Source: RefSeq, a predicted model, not a curated record